AUGUUGGAAGAAGACAGAGAGGCACUCCGUAGGAUGAAGGCUGAUUUUGAGGCCAUUGCGGAAUUAACGGAAAGUGAGUUCACGUCAAAUACCGGGUAUGCAAGGCGCAUGAAUCACUAUAGCACGGUCUACACAGCCGCAACACGGACCACGAAUGUACGAUCUUUUUCUGAUGCUUUUGGGUAUUACGUGGAUGAACUUCUCUAUACGGACUUUCAGGAGAUGCUGACACGCUACCUGUUGAAGUACUGCGAUUUGCAGGCUUCUUCGCAGGUGCACCUCUUUGGAAAAAUUUUGAAGCUGUGGGAUCAUUAUAAAGUGCUGAUGAAGUGGAACAUGGGGGCCUUUGCAUACCUUUCAAGGUUUUAUAUUGUCAACUGCGCAAAACCAUCGCUCCAGCAAGUGGCGUUGAACAUUUUUCUAGAACAAGUAGUGAAAAAGAAUGUGAAUGUAAUUAGUCGAGUAACACAAGAUCUUCUUUGCGCUGAAAGAAAUGGUGAAGCCGUGAAUCGUGACCAAAUCCGGGGUGCCAUUGAGUUACUUUCUUCUGUCAGUGGUGAAAAAAAAGAUGAGAUAUUUUUGGAGCCGUUUUUAAAGCCCUACGUGGCUCGGACAAGGGCUUAUUACGAGGGUCUUAUUGUUGAGUGGAGCAAGUCAAGUACCCCCUCCGAAUUGUUGCGGCAAAUAGAACAGGCUCACAAUGAAGAGAGGUCUCGCUGUACGUGUUACUUUUCUCCCGAGGACGGACAAAAAAUCAUGACAAACGUCGAGGAAGUACUAUUGGAGUCUCCGAUGACGAUGGAAAAACUUCUAAAGUCAGACAGUGGCUUCAUCACCGCGUUAAGGAGCCGUGAUGAGGAUCUUUUGAAGUUAUACUACAACCUGCUCUCCUGCCGUACCAAGAGUCUUGUGUACUUGUCCAAUCUGACAAGAGAUGAAAUUAUAGCUGAGGGCAAGGAGCGAUUAUUGCAGCAUGAUUUGCAGAAGGAAAUAGAGGUUCGAUCUUGUGUUGCGGAUAUGCUUCAGCUGCAAGAUGAUUUUAUGCAAUUACUUUCCCGCUGCUUUCAGGGUCAUGCCAUCAUGCUGAAGUCCGUGAGGGGAGGUCUUGAAAAGGCUUUCAGUGGCAGUGUUCAUGUGUCUAGGGGACCGCAGCGAUUGGUGCCUUUUAGUGAGUUGCUGGCGUGCUACGUCGAUGCUGUUAUCCAGGGAAAUGAGGGCGCUACUGUUGAGGAAGAAUUAGAAAGGGCCGUUGCAGCCCUUUCUUACGUGACUGACCGAGACACUUUUUUGGCGCAUUCGCGUGAACUAUUGGCGCAACGAAUUCUUUUUCCGCGUAAAAAGAUUGAUGAAGUCACAGAACGAUCUCUUAUUCAACGCGUUAGUCAGUGCUGCGGUGUGUCUAGUACGAGUUGUCUCGAGGGAAUGCUUUACGACGUGAAUAUCUCCGAAGGGUUUGGAGCCACAGAAAAGCUUGAGGCUGCUGGCGAGGCCCCCAGUUUCACUUUUAAUGUUCUAGUUUUAAAAAAGGGCAUCUGGCCACCACGGAUUCAAAGUGAGUCUUUUAUGCCUCCUCGCAUAAUCCAGCAGACGCUGCGUGCAUUUCAGCGGAUUUAUCUCGAAGGCACAACUGGACGCGUUCUCACCUGGUCAUACUCUAACAGUAACGGAGAUGUCCGUGCGGUGUUUAAGAAGGGCGUUAAGAUUCUCUCUAUGACUGGUCUCCAGUGCUGGGUGGUUUUGGCAUUCAAUGAUGUGAAGGAAUUGACCCUCAAUGAUUUGAUGAACCUGUUUGGUGUGUCCGUGGAGGACGCAAGACCUGUGCUGCUCCCAUUGCUGAAAUGUUCAAUACUCCGUGGAGAAUCCGGUGCCGCCACAAUUCAACCGCUGGAAAAGUUUUGUAUUAAUGAAAAUUUCUCAAGCAAGUGGAAAAAAGUGCGGGUGCCCAUGGCACCAUUUCGGCGUGAUGGUUUGCUUCAUAGUGAGGCGAUAGCGAAGGAAGUGGAAGAAGACAGGAGGCCUGCUAUCGAUGCCUGCUUGGUCCGAAUCAUGAAGAGCCGUCGUGUCUUGAGUCAUUCAAGUCUCUUGGAGGAAUGCCAGCAGAAACUCUCACACUUGUUUUCGGCUGACCCAAAGUUUAUCAAACAGCGAAUCGAAGAACUCAUACGAAAAGAGUACAUUGAGCGUGAUCAGAAUGAUCCUGGAGUAUACCAAUACACAGCGUAA
Molecule: messenger RNA, 2223 nt
Organism: Trypanosoma rangeli
Lineage: Eukaryota; Euglenozoa; Kinetoplastea; Trypanosomatida; Trypanosomatidae
Product: cullin
Exons: 1
Coding region: 1-2223 (740 amino acids)
Biological process (GO): ubiquitin-dependent protein catabolic process; protein ubiquitination
Cellular component (GO): cullin-RING ubiquitin ligase complex
Molecular function (GO): ubiquitin protein ligase binding
Source: RefSeq, a predicted model, not a curated record